This is a messenger RNA of Aplosporella prunicola CBS 121167, 1614 nucleotides long. RefSeq lists its product as uncharacterized. Gene Ontology annotation, biological process: cinnamic acid catabolic process; ferulate metabolic process. Bases 1 to 1614 code for a protein of 537 amino acids. The transcript has 2 exons. Gene Ontology annotation, molecular function: carboxy-lyase activity. Lineage: Eukaryota; Fungi; Ascomycota; Dothideomycetes; Botryosphaeriales; Aplosporellaceae. Gene Ontology annotation, cellular component: cytoplasm. The record is from RefSeq and is a predicted model, not a curated record.
AUGUCGACCCAAACAAUACAGCAAGUGCAACGCCGCCCUCUGACUACUACUACUAUCAUGGGCACCGGAUUUAUCCCCCAUGAAAAUGUUUUGAGCUACCAUAGCUCCUCUUCUAGCCAGGAUUUACCACAUAUGAACUUCCGUUCUUUCGUCGAGACACUCAAGGAGGAUAACGAUCUAGUGGAGAUCAACGAUGAAAAAGAUCCCAACCUGGAAGUCUCCGCAAUAAUUCGCAAAGUCUGCGAAACAAACGACUACGCACCGCUCUUCAACAACGUCAAAGGAGCUCAUAAUGGUUUCUUUAGGAUACUAGGCGCUCCAGCAUCUUUAAGGAGUGGGAUCCGUGACCGCUACGGCAGGCUGGCGAGGCAUCUCGCCCUCCCCGCCGAUUCCUCCAUGAAACAGAUUAUCGACAAGAUGCUCUCGGCCAAAACAAUGAAGCCGCUCACGCCUACUAUUGUAAAGAGCGGUGCAUGCAAGGAGAAUAAGAAGUUUGGGGACGAAGUCGACCUUCUCAAGCUUCCGGUUCCGCUUAUCCACAAGGCCGACGGCGGGAAAUACAUCCAAACAUACGGAAUGCACAUCCUACAAAGCCCCGACGGCAAGUGGACGAAGUGGAGCAUUGCCCGCACUAUGGUUAAGGACGAUAAACAUUUGGUCGGCCUGGUGAUCCCUCCACAACAUAUCUGGGAAAUACAACAAAUGUGGAAGAAGGAAGGCAAGGAUAUCCCGUGGGCACUUGUGCUUGGUGUCCCGCCGGCUGCCAUCAUGGCUUGCUGUAUGCCGCUUCCAGACGGUGUCUCCGAAGCAGAGUACGUUGGCGCUAUGACAGGGACCGCCGUGGAAGUUACAAAAUGUGAGACGAAUGAUCUUUAUGUCCCUACGACCUCUGAGAUCGUGUUCGAAGGCAAGCUGUCGAUCACUGAGACGGGGCAGGAGGGUCCGUUCGCUGAGCUGUACGGCUAUAUCUUCCCUGGAGUUCGUCACAAGUGCCCGGUAUAUCGUGUCGACUGUAUCACGCACCGCGAUAACGCUAUUCUCCCUGUAUCCGCCUGUGGUCGUUUGACGGAUGAGACGCACACCCUUAUCGGCCCUCUCGUCGCCGCCGAAAUCCGCCAGCUCUGCCAGGAAACCGGCCUCCCAGUCAAGGAGGCCUUCACACCCUUCGAGUCGCACGUGACGUGGUGCGCGCUGCAGAUUGACACAAAAGCGCUGCGGGCCAUGAAAACGACGAGCGCCGAGUUCAGCCGCAGGAUCGGCGACCUGAUCUUCAACCACAAAGUGGGCUACACAAUCCAUCGCCUCGUCCUGGUUGGCGAAGAUAUCGACGUCUACAAGUUUGAAGAUGUCAUCUGGGCGUACACGACGCGCUGCCGCCCACAUGACGACGAGGUCUACUACGGCGACUGCAAGGCUUUCCCCUUUAUCCCGUAUAAUGCCCAUGGCACGCAUAACCCCGUCAAGGGCGGCAAGGUCGUCAGUGAUGCGUUGUUGUCUGCGGAGUAUACGACGGGCAGGACUUGGGAGGCUGCGAGCUAUAAGGAGAGUUAUUGGGAGGGCGUCAAGGCCAAGGUGGAUGAGGAGUGGGUGGGGAUGGGGUUUAGGGAGGAGUAG